This is a messenger RNA of Mustela erminea (ermine), 918 nucleotides long. RefSeq names its product C-C motif chemokine ligand 25 (gene CCL25). Gene Ontology annotation, cellular component: extracellular region. The coding region runs from base 69 to 509 and encodes 146 amino acids. The transcript has 6 exons. Lineage: Eukaryota; Metazoa; Chordata; Mammalia; Carnivora; Mustelidae. Gene Ontology annotation, molecular function: CCR chemokine receptor binding; chemokine activity. The record is from RefSeq and is a predicted model, not a curated record. Gene Ontology annotation, biological process: neutrophil chemotaxis; G protein-coupled receptor signaling pathway; positive regulation of GTPase activity.
AGACACUCCUGCAGGCACAGCUCCUGGGUCCCUGCAGGUGUUGCCGAGGAGGAAGCCCAGUCUGCACCAUGAACCCGCGGCUCCUGCUCUGCCUCGUGGCCAGCUUGGUGGGUGCCUGGUCUACCAUCCACGCUCAAGGUGUCUCGGAGGACUGCUGCCUGCACUACAACCGCUGCGUGCGGCCCCAACGGCUCCAGCUUGCCCAGGGCUACCGGCGCCAGGAAGUGAGCGGGAGCUGCAACCUGCCUGCCGUGAUAUUCUUAUUACCGAAAAACAAGGUGCUGUGUGCGAACCCGAGGGACACUUGGGUGCAGAAGAUGACAGACUUCCUGGAUGCUGGGAACAAGACCUUCCCAAAACACCUCCAGAGACACUUUCACGGCCCCCCCUUUAGAUGUAGGAAGACAGGCCCUGGAAACUCCAAACUCCCACCAGCCAAGUUUAGGAGGCCCGGCAGAAUCAAUAAGAGGGAAACUUCCUUCCGGACAAAAGCUAAUGCAGGACCAUGAGCCCGAGCAUCUCCAGGAUUAGCCCAGCACGAGAUGGGCUGGACCUUUCUUCACCACAACGGCCCCCUGCGGCUCCGGGUGCCCCAGCCUCCCUGUCAUUUGGGCCGAAUCUCUGUGCCUGUGCCUGAGCCUGCGGCUGGCUACCUCCUAUCGCCCCUGCCACAUCCUGCUCCUCAGGCAGCUGGAAGGAGAGAGCUGACCUUAUUUCGAGCCCCCUUGCCUGCUCCAGGAGCCAGAGUCAGCGCUAAGCAGUGGGUUUGUAGAGCACGGUUGGAAUACCUCGCCUACCAGAGCCUCUUGCCACCCGUCCUGGGCCACGCCUGCCUGGGUCCCUCUGAGUCCUUGUAAAGCACCCAUCCCUGGAUGCUUCUCCCAGACCGUGCUUUUCUACAGUUUUUAAAUAAACCUU